CUGCAUCAGAGCUGCGCUGUGUGUGAGAAGAGAUUGAAUCACCACAACACCAACCAGGCACAAGAUGUGGAGGGUCACUCUCUGUGUGUUUGUGGGAGUGAUGGGGUUGGGUUUUGUGUCCUGCUCCAUCACAUGUCCUGACGGGAAGCUCUGCCCUGACCUCUCCACCUGCUGUGCAACCAAGCAUGGAUACGCCUGCUGCCAUUACCCAAAAGCAGUGUGCUGCUCCGACAUGGCCCACUGUUGCCCAUCAGGGUUUCAGUGUAACCUUGUCACCCAAACGUGUGAGAGAAAGUAUCAGCCGUGGAUGAAUGUACCCAUGCUGAAGAAAGUGGCAGCAGAAGAGCCAAGCGAGUCUGUCCCCCCCGUCUCUCCCCUCCAGAAGCUUGACAACAGCCUCGUCCCAGACCAAGCAGAGCAAAACAGCUCUGUGGUCCGCUGUGACAGCUACUACGUUUGUCCUGACCACACAACGUGCUGCAGACACCCAAAAGGUGCCUGGUUCUGUUGCCCGUACUAUCUUGGCAGGUGUUGUCUGGAUGGCAUCCACUGUUGUCCACAUGGCCUUGACUGUGACCUCACUUACCAACACUGUGUGAGGCAAGGCCUGACGUAUCCUUUCUCACCGAGACAAGCAGCAUCUGCAGUUCCUGCCACUCUCAUUUCCACUAAGGAGGAUGACGUCCAAGUGAAGGAGAAACAAGAUGAGUUGUGGAUGGAUGUACCCGCACUGAACAAAGUGGCAGCAGAAGAACCAAGCGAGUCUGUCCCCCCCGUCUCUCCCCUCCAGAAGCUUGACAACAGCCUCGUCCCAGACCAAGCAGAGCAAAACAGCUCUGUGGUCCGCUGUGACAGCUACUACGUUUGUCCUGACCACACAACGUGCUGCAGACACCCAAAAGGUGCCUGGUUCUGUUGCCCGUACAAUCUUGGCAGGUGUUGUCUGGAUGGCAUCCACUGUUGUCCAUAUGGCUUUGACUGUGACCUCACUUACCAACACUGUGUGAGGCAAGGCCUGACGUAUCCUUUCUCACCGAGACAAGCAGCAUCUGCAGUUCCUGCCACUCUCAUUUCCACUAAGGAGGAUGACGUUCAAGUGAAGGAGAAACAAGAUGAGUCGUGGAUGGAUGUACCCGCACUGAACAAAGUGGCAGCAGAAGAACCAAGCGAGUCUGUCCCCCCUGUCUCUCCCCUCCAGAAGCUUGACAACAGCCUCGUCCCAGACCAAGCAGAGCAAAUCAGCUCUGUGGUCCGCUGUGACAGCUACUAUGUUUGUCCUGACCGCACAACGUGCUGCAGACACCCAAAAGGUGCCUGGUUCUGUUGCCCGUACUAUCUUGGCAGGUGUUGUCUGGAUGGCAUCCACUGUUGUCCACAUGGCCUUGACUGUGACCUCACUUACCAACACUGUGUGAGGCAAGGCCUGACGUAUCCUUUCUCACCGAGACAAGCAGCAUCUGCAGUUCCUGCCACUCUCAUUUCCACCAAGGAGGAUGAAGGCAAAGUGCAGGAGACACCCAUGACAGCUCUAACAGAAACCAGUGGUGGAGCCCCUGAGACAGCUGUCAUUCGUUGUGAUGCCAAGACCUACUGCCCAGCAGGGAGGAGCUGUUGCAUGGGACCCUCGGGCCAAUGGGGCUGCUGUCCAUACCAGCUGGGUCAGUGUUGUAAGGAUGGUGUGCACUGCUGUCAGUAUGGCUAUACCUGCGACGCAUCCUCCCUGAAAUGCAAAAAAGGGUACUCUCAGAUACCCUCAGGAUCAAAGGAAGAUGCCAAACAAGACUGAGGAAAUCUUGUGUAAUAUUUUUGCACCUUGGCGUAAUUAUGAUUUAUGAGCAUUUUUGAUACGUUCUAUAUUUUAAACAAAAUUAAGACGGUUCAAACAAAAUGCACAUGUUUCAAACAAAAUUAACAAAGCAUGACUGUGUCCACUGAGAAACUAACACAACCUGUAACACUGAUUUGAACAUUUAUCUUGAUUUUACUGCUUCACCAAUCCCAAAUUAUUUUCUUGUUUGACUGUAAUGGUGAUGUCAUUGCCUGUGAAUGCCUGACCUUGUUGGUCAAAACAUUACAAAUAAACUUGCUUUA
This is a messenger RNA of Myripristis murdjan (pinecone soldierfish), 2091 nucleotides long. Its product is annotated as progranulin-like. The record is from RefSeq and is a predicted model, not a curated record. The transcript has 10 exons. Gene Ontology annotation, cellular component: extracellular region. Lineage: Eukaryota; Metazoa; Chordata; Actinopteri; Holocentriformes; Holocentridae. Bases 65 to 1786 code for a protein of 573 amino acids.